Alligator mississippiensis (American alligator) is the source of this 6031-nucleotide messenger RNA. RefSeq names its product insulin like growth factor binding protein 3 (gene IGFBP3). NCBI's taxonomy places the organism in Eukaryota, Metazoa, Chordata, Crocodylia, Alligatoridae. The transcript has 4 exons. Bases 952 to 1800 code for a protein of 282 amino acids. Gene Ontology annotation, cellular component: extracellular region. Gene Ontology annotation, molecular function: fibronectin binding; insulin-like growth factor I binding; insulin-like growth factor II binding. The record is from RefSeq and is a predicted model, not a curated record. Gene Ontology annotation, biological process: regulation of insulin-like growth factor receptor signaling pathway.
CACUUUUCCCUGAAACAAAAGGCACAUGAUGUAGCCUCUCCUCUCAAAGGGGUUCCAGGCACAUCUCUUCCUAAAGAAGGUUUCUAAGAAAUGCACUUAAAUCACAAGUCUGAGGGUUUGUUUUUUACCACCUCCUCCUUCCCCCUCCCCUUUACAGUACUUUCUGAACCAAAAUCUGGAUUUGGAGAGUCACUCCCCUGUUCCUGCAGUGCCACAGUUGUUCAUUAUUCAUAGUCCGGGGCGUGUCCUAAGCAGGGGUCCUAUAUAGGCGAGACCUUCAGCCGCAUGAGAGAACAGAUGGGAGCCAAGAGUUACUGAGAGUAGAAGCAAAUAGCAGGCAACAAAGAGAAUAAAAAAAGAGGGGAACUCGCUUUCUUCAUUUAUUAUUAUUUUUUUUCUCUCUCUCUCUCCCUCUCCUCUUGUUUCCCAACCCUCUCUUCUCCUUUCUCCCCUCAGUCAUUUUUGGAUCCACUCUUUUCUUCUUCUUCUAUUUUUUUUUCUUCUUUGCUGGGGACUUCUUCCUUUUGAAGUCUUGAUUUUUUUUUUAUCUUUUAUUUUUUUUCAUUCUCGUGUGGCAAAAAAACCCCAACCAACCAACCCCCGCGAUCUCUAUGCUAAAUAGUGACAAGCCAAGAGAGUUGGAGGAUCCUGAGGGAGGAAGAUACAAGUUUUUUUUUUGCUGUUUUUAAUUUUUUGGUGGCCGGCGGAGCUUCCGAAAGCCUUCAUCUUCUGGGAGGGGGAGCUGCGGCCCUCCCCGCUCGGCUCUCGCGUGCGUGUCCUGUGCCCUCGUGGUGCGUGGCUGUGCCUCUGCCCCGCUCUCCGGGCUCUCCCCACCCCCUGCGUGCCCGCGGUUGUGCCGCGUCGGGGGGCGCCCGUGUGCGUGCGUGUGUGUGCGCGCAGCUCCGCGCCUCGCCUCGCCUCGCCUCGCUCCGGCCCCCCGUGCCGGUUGCCAUGGUGCCGCGGCUCGACGUGCAGGGGGCAGUGGCGGCGCUGGCGCUGCUGAGCCGGCUGGCGCUGACGCUGGCGGGGCCGGUGGUGCGGUGCGAGCCGUGCGACGCGCGGGCGCUGGAGCAGUGCAAGCCGCUGGCGCCUGAAUGCGCGGAGCGGGUGCGGGAGCCGGGCUGCGGCUGCUGCCUGACGUGCGCGCUGCGGCCGGGCCAGGCAUGCGGCGUGUACAGCGAGCGCUGCGGCGCCGGCCUCAGCUGCCAGCCGCGCCGCGACGAGCCGCGGCCCCUGCAGGCGCUGCUGGAGGGCCGGGGGCUCUGCACCAACGCCACGGCGGCCGCCCGCCUCAGGACCUUCCUGCUGCCCGCGCCCCACGCCGCAGGAAAUUCCAGUGAUUCAGAAGAAGACCAGAACGCCAGUAGCAUAGAGAAUCAAGCUAUUCCCAACUCUCACAGAGUGUCAGAUUCCAAAGCUCAUCAACACCACACCAAAAUAGAUAUCAUCAGGAAAGAACAAGCCAAAAAUACUCAGCGCUAUAAAGUGGAAUAUGAUUCACAAAGUACAGACACAUUGAAUUUCUCUUCUGAAUCCAAACAAGAGACUGAAUAUGGUCCGUGCCGUAGAGAAAUGGAAGACACAUUAAAUCACCUUAAGAUCCUGAAUGUCUUGAGUCCAAGAGGAUUCCAUAUUCCAAACUGUGACAAGAAGGGUUUCUACAAGAAAAAGCAAUGCCGCCCUUCCAAAGGCCGAAAAAGGGGUUAUUGCUGGUGUGUGGAUAAAUAUGGACAGCCACUCCCUGGAUAUGAUGGUAAAGGAAAAGGAGAUGUCCACUGCUAUAACUUGGAAAGCAAAUGAGUGUCAGAAGCCAUCUCCUAUGGAAUCUGUGUGCCAUUUUGACCCAUCAGAGACCUUGGAGGGACUGGAGAAAAAGCGUGGACUGCAUUGGACUUGGAGUUAUGAGUUCUGCCUCCUACUGAUAUUGUGGGAUUCAUUGACUCGAGGGACUCCGCAGCUGCACCCUGCCACUGACACACUUCCAGCUUUCUAUAGAACAUAUAGGGAGCUCUGAAUUCCCAAGUAAAUCUGCACUAUUGAUCCCCAGAUAGAAAUAGAAAACGCACUUCAGAAUGGAUUCAGGGAGUCUCCACUGACUUUUUAAAGAAUGGCCUGUGACCAAUUUGAUCCCGUCUUAUCCCAAUAAGAUACUGUUUUAUUUUAAAGAAUUUAUAGAUUGUAAGCCUGUAAAAAACAUUAAAAACCCAAGGAUUUAAAGUUUUAAGCUUUUUUUAUACAGGUCUGACGGGAAACUUAUCUUCACGGGUAAAAUGUUUUAUAAAAAUCUCAAAGAACUUUUUAGAGAAGCGUGUUUCUAAAAUAAAGACGUGGCUAUUUUUUCUGUAAAAUAUAUUAUGAAUAUUCUGUUAGUCUGUAUUUAAUAUAAUUGUUUUUUUAAUAAACUUUAUUUAAAUGUAACAUGAAUACCAAAUGUUACACAAUAAUUUUGGUGUAUUCUACUGAACCUAUGCAAGUAAAAAAAAAAAAAAAACAACAAAAAAGCAAGGGGAUUAUAAAUAGGAUCACAUUUAUAUAAAUACUUACUUAAUCUGGAUGAUUCAAAAUUGUUUUGCUGAGUGAAGAAUAUGUUCCCUAAAGAGGCUAAGUUUCCCAGUGUUUUAAUCUGUCUCUUUCUUUAUUGAUAUAUCUAGGCGCACAUCACUGUAAUAUUUAGGUGCAAGGUAGAAAAUUAAUACUUCCAUUGAAACUGACCAUAACAGAGUCCUCUGUACUCUCUAACACACUGCAGCUGCUGUAACACAGCUUCUUUUUCUUCCAUCCCCCUUUAAAAUUGUUAAUACUAGCUUCAUUUUUUGUCCACAAAUAUUUUUCCUUCUAAUUAUGAAACUAUUUAAAACUUUUUUUAAAACUUGUAUCCAUUUUAUGUUGCCUUGUUGCAGUAAGCAAACUGAAGACCAUAUUCUACCUUCCUUCUGCCUGAGAAACUCCCAUUAAAGUCAGUGCCAAAAAUGUGUGGGCAUGAGGAUGUGGAACAACUGUGAGAUGUUGGGGACACAAUUUUGCCAUCACGUGGUUGCAAUUUACUGACUUCAGUGGGCAUUGCUUGCACCUGAGGCCUCAGUUGGAAGCAUUUAAUCCUGAAAAUCUAUUUUCUCUUUUAAUUUUAAUUCUAGAGACGGUGCGUUUUCAAUCGGAGAUUUUUUCAGUUAAGGAGACAUUUGGAGCUAGCUUGAGUCAGACUGCCCAUUCCAAUUCACGAAAUAUUAUUUGUAAAAAAUCAGUGGGAGCAUAUGACCCAUGGAGUUUAACAUACUUUAUGUCAGUGAAUGGUGCAACCUUAAAAAAUUUCAACCUAAUUUGUUAUCGGGUAAGUAGUUAGGAAUUAAAUGAUGUAUGUAAUCACUGGCCUUGUGCGAGUGAAACAGCCUUACACAGACCCUGUAUACUUUUAAAAUUAUUAAUCUGGCCAAACACAGUUUACUUGAACUUAAAUCCUAUCCUUCAAAAGAUUAGGAAAAAUGUUCACAAGGUAAUUUGUGUUCCAAAAUAUGUAGAAUUUUGAAUAUUUGAGUUUCAGAAAGUUGUGUAAACUGAAGGAAAUGCUGCAAUUGUUGCUUCUAUAAAGUUUUAUUGACAAAGCACUGAAAUGGCACUGUUUUUAGUUUUAACUAAGUCACUCUCAAAUAGUGUCACAUGAACAAGAAAUGUGAUCUGUCAGUAUGUGGGGACAUAACCAUAGGCAUGGUGCUAAAGGCCAAAUGAAUGAGAGAUGAGUCAGGCUUCAUGAUGGGGAAAAAAAAAUCCCUCAUUCCUGAACUACUGAAAAUGUGAGCUAGUAUCUGCACAGAAAAAGUGGAUGGAUGUCUUCCAUGCACAUUCUACCUACAUGCAAGAAAUGUUAAGAGCCUGUGGCAACGUUUCUGGCUUGUUUUAAAUCCUUGGCAGUUUAUUUUUUCCUCCUUGACAGCUAUAAGAACUAUACAUAGAUAAAUACCAUGGUUGACGAAAGUUCUGAAUGACAAAAUAUCUUUUACUGUAUAUACUGGACCACUUUUUAAAUGAAAAUUCUUUGACAACUUGACCAAAGCAAGCAGACUGGGAGUCCUUUGAAUUAUUUAAAAAAUACGAUUAAUUAAUUGACAUACUCUUGUGCUUGUGCAUUGUUAAUGAAUCUAGUCUUCUGUUUGUAACACACAAAAAACCAUAAAAGCAGCAAAAUUAUUUUUACAUUUAUGCAAGUCAGCUUCAAUAUUUUUUCCUGAGACUUGAUUUUUUUUAAAAUCAAAACAAAAAAUGUUUCCAAAAAUAGCAAGUAAAGUAUUUCUCCUGUAUUUUAAAACUUCACUCAUGUGCAGAAGUUGUCUGCUAUAUAUUUUACAUGGAUAUGGUAUAGCUACUCCAAUAUCAAACACUGCACUUGGUGUAUACAACUUCUCCAGCAGACAACUUACUGGUAUGAAAUACAAACUAACCUCAUUGCUAUCACAAAAACAGUUAUUAAGAUGAAGAUGAGCUAUUUUUUUCAUGUUACUAUUUCUAUUAAGACAAGGGUUCAAUUCAACAAACAAGUUAUAUGGGUAUUCAAUGUUUUUCUCAUGGAAAUGGUUGCAAAGAAGUCAGACUGUAUAAUGAGUACCCAGUUUAAACACAAAAUAUUUGUGGGUUAUAUUUGAGCAGUAGAAUGUGGGAAAAAUCAGGUAAAUGUGCAAAUGUAUAGGUCAUUCAGUAUCAGUGCAGGGAAAGAUCUUUCACAGGUAAUCCAGAUGAAAAUAUCAUAACAUUCGAAGAAGCUUCAUUAACGCUAAUUUUUUCCCUGCCAGUUUAGGUAAUUUUAUAGAGAAAGAUCAAGUUUAAUGUGAAUCUUAAUGUACAAAAUAUAAAUGUUAUUUUUAAAGAUAGACAAUAUAUAGAAGGUAUUGAUGAGGUAAGUGUUUAUUUUAACCAGAGUAAUACAUAGCUGCCUAGUAAGACCCCAUAAAUAACCAGAAUGCAAGUUAAAGCUUCCUGGAGGCAGCUCUAUUAUCUUUCAAGCUAUUUAAGAAAGUUUCCUUUUUUUUAAUAGACAUACUGUGCUAUAGUCUUUUGAGCUUAGAAUAUCCUUUUCCACCUUUUUGGCACACAUACCCUUCAGGGCAUAAUGUUAGCUAUUUGUGAGCUGGGGAAAGGAGGCUUCAAUGAAUACCAAAACCACAGAAUUAAUUAGUUUUUAGUACAGUCUGAACUUUUUAUGACUAAAUUCCAUAGAAGCAUUAACACAGCAUAAUUCUUUACUGAACUGAGCCCUAAAUUUAAGUAAUGGUUUUACAAAUCUGUAGGGAAAUCAUGUUUUGGUAUCUCUAGUCACUCUUUAAAACUGGGUAACUAUGGAUGGCUCCACAGAGAUUUUAUGUAUUAGCCAUACAAUUUAUAUUUAAAGUAUGAAAAGUGCUGAGCAACUUUGCUGGAUGCCAGAGCUUAAUAUUUAAAAUGAUAUGUUUAUAUGGUUAAAUAUUUUGUAAGUGGGCCAGCUGUGCCUUUUAAAAUUAUAGAUGUCUAUUAAUUUCUAUCAGCAGGAUGUUUGCUUCCUAUAAAAAAUGACCUUUAUUUCUCUUUUUUUUAAAUGAAUUCUAAAGACUAAGGAUAUUUGAAUAUUCCAAAGGUGUGCUUUUUGUGGUCAGUGCCUGUAAUAAGACUGUAUUUUCAAGUGUGUGAAGUUUAUUAUGUAUAGGGAUAUUAGGAGAGAAAUGUUUCUGUAUGUCCACUGGGGCUAUGCAUCUUCUUUCAACUGGAAGCCAUUUAGUCUGUCAGCAUAUGGUGUUUUACUGCCUAUAGCUCCCCAGCAUUGGAUUUUUGCACUAAACAGUGGGUUGUUUGAGAGAGUAUCGGCCUGUUUUGUACUAAAAACAAAAAAAUUCUAGGGGCAGCACUAAGAAACAGAACUGUGUUGUUUGUUGGGAAAAGAAUUUCAUUUAAACCACUGCCUGCAUUUUGUGCUGUGUAACUACUUCUAGUUGGAAUUUUUAAAAGCCAGAGCCACACACUGUUUUCCUGGGAAAAAUUCCAGAGUAAGAUUAAAAAUAUAUAUUAAUAA